Messenger RNA from Rosa chinensis, 3009 nucleotides. RefSeq names its product protein NPGR1. The record is from RefSeq and is a predicted model, not a curated record. Gene Ontology annotation, molecular function: protein binding. The transcript has 5 exons. NCBI's taxonomy places the organism in Eukaryota, Viridiplantae, Streptophyta, Magnoliopsida, Rosales, Rosaceae. Bases 531 to 2762 code for a protein of 743 amino acids.
ACUCAAUAUUUGGAUUCACAUAUUUAUGACACUAAUCCAAGGUAUGAGUGUUCAAUUAACAUGAACAAAACUUUCUUACAAGUAAAACCCACCUAUGACCUAAAUGUGUCUCUUCAAUCAGCUUUGCCUAGAUUAGUAAACUUUCUGUACUACCAAAAGUCAGAAGAUGAAAAGUAAAAAAAGAAUAAGAGUGAAAGCAGCAAAGAGCCACAUCAUUGAACCCAGCUAAGUUUUCCCACCAUCAUCACAUACAUACUUGGCAUUGGCAUUGGCUCUAUUCAACUUGAAAAACCCCAAAGAUUCCAAAAUUUCUGAAAACCCAGAAACCCCAGGCUAAAAACCAGAGAGAGGUAGCUUUCAGAUUUUCUCUUCAAAUAGCUACAAAUCACACGUCUUGGCCUGUGCUUUUGUUUCUUGGCUUCAUGGCAGCGACGUGUUUGGCAUGAAACAAGUCACAGAGAAGUGAUUUUUGUUGGGUCAUUUUGUGAAAUAGUGAAUUGGGUGAAGUGGGAAGUCCAUUUGGGGAGAAGAUGUUGUGUGCUUGUUCAGGAGAGCAGUUCAAAUUUGAAGAGCCACCUCAGUCGCCGGAGUCAUUGGCUACCAGGGACUUCUCGGCGAGUGGCCUGUCUUCGAGGACCAUCGGAGAUUGGGACUUGGGCUCGAAAUUUGAUGACAUUCAAGUAGAUGAGGCUGAGUCCACUCUCAAAGAAGCUCUAUCUUUGAAUUAUGAGGAAGCUAGGGCGUUGUUGGGGAGGCUUGAGUUCCAGAGAGGGAAUUUUGAUGCUGCUCUUCAGGUGUUUCAGGGUAUUGACAUUAGGAACUUAACCCCAAGAAUGGCCAAGGCCAUUGUCGAGAGAAUUAGGCACCGAAAACCGCGUGUGAAAGGCGAUAGCUAUGUGAUGCUCAAUGUGAUGUCCUUGCAUUCAGUGAGCUUACUGACUGAGGCAAUAUUGCUCAAGGCAAGAUCACUUGGGGAGCUCGGAAGGUUUAGAGAGGCUGCAAAGGAAUGCAAAGUUAUUCUUGACACAGUUGAAUUGGCAUUGCCUAACGGAAUGCCUGAAGAAAUUGGUGAGGACUGUAAAUUGCAAGAAAUGUUUCACAAAGCACUUGAGUUGCUCCCUAUUUUCUGGACCAAGGCAGGGUAUCUUGAAGAAGCGAUAACUGCAUAUCGCGGGGCUCUGAUCAAGCCAUGGAAUUUGGACCCUGAGAGGUUGGCUGGUGUUCAGAAAAGCUUAGCUUGCACUUUACUGUAUAGUGGUGUCGAAGCAAGCCUUCCACCUCAGCUGCAAGUAUGGGGUCCAACUACACCCAAGAACAAUACAGAAGAAGCAGUCCUGUUGUUGUUGAUACUUAUGAAAAAGAUGGCAUUGAAUCAAAUAAAGUGGGAUUCAGAAGUUAUGGAUCAUCUGAGUUAUGCACUUUCUGUUACUGGACAGUUCGAAUUAUUAGCUAAUCAUUUCGAGCAGGCCCUUCCGGGGUUGUAUGGUCGAGCUGAGAGAUGGUACUUGCUUGCACUUUGUUACAGUGCCUGUGGACAAAAUGAAGAAGCACUGAACCUUUUGAAAAAAGUUGCAGGCUGUUCCGAAGCAAAGAACAAGCCCCAUUUCCUAUCUUUUCUCUUGGGAGCAAAGCUAUGUUCCCUAGAUACGGUUCAUGCUCAUGAAGGGAUAGAAUUUUCGCGUAAAGCUAUUGACUUGGUCAGUGAUCAGUGCGAGCAUUUCAUGGGUCAAGCACAUAAGUUUCUUGGUGUUUGCUAUAGUGGUGCAGCAAGAGCAUCUAUAUCUGAUUCUGAAAGAACUGUUUUUCAGAGAGAGUCUUUGAACUCUCUAAAUCAUGCCGCUCUUAAUGGGAAGGGGGAUCCCGAGGUAAUGUUUAGUCUUGGCCUCGAAAAUGCUGUGCAAAGGAAUUUAGAUGCAGCUUUCAGUUAUACAAUGAAGUACUCAGAUAUGGUGGCUGGCAGCUCAGGACACGGCUGGAAGCUAUUAGCCCUCGUAGUUUCUGCAGAGCAGCGAUUCAACGAUGCUGAAGCCAUAGUGGAUUUUGCUUUGGAUGAAGCAGGAAGAAGAGAUCAAUUAGAACUGCUCAGACUGAAAGCGGUGCUUCAAAUUGCUCAGGAACAUCCCAAGCAAGCAAUAGAAACCUACAGAAUGUUGCUAGCUUCUGUUCAAGCACAAAGGAAUUCAAAAGCAAAGAACUUUGAGCAAGGAAGGACCUUUGAUCCUGAGGUUUGUAUUCCUUGGUUUCUCUUUGAAGGCACCAAGGUUUUUGCUUCUGUGUUAAAGUCUUCCUUCUUUGUUCUGCAGGCAAUUCUGGAAAGAAACUUGGAAAAGGAAGCCUGGAGGGACUUGGCAGCCAUUUAUACCAAACUUAGUUUGUGGCCUGAUGCAGAAAUAUGUAACAAUAAAGCCAAGCUAAUUGAGUUUUAUUCUCCUCAAAGUUGGCAUACGACAGGUACGUUAUUUGAAGCUCAAUCCAAGCACAAGGAAGCCCUCAUUUCGUUCUCAGUAUCACUGUCAAUAGAGCCAGAUUAUGUUCCAAGCAUCGUUUCAACUGCAGAAGUAUUGAUGAAACUCGGUACUGGAUCACUCCCUAUUGCAAGAAGCUUUUUAAUGAAUGCUCUGCGAUUAGAACCCAUAAACCAUGAGGCUUGGUUGAAUCUUGGAAUGUUGUCGAAAAUGGAAGGCUCAUUGCAGCAAGCAGCAGAAUUUUUCCAGGCUGCAUAUGAGCUUCAGCUGUCAGCUCCGGUGCAAAGCUUUGUGUAAGCAAUGGUUUCGCAGUUAGUCUUAAGCAUACCACUUCAAGAGUAAUAGACUAAUUAUGCAUAUUCCAAGUAUUAUAAAUGUACAGCCAUCUUGGCUACUUUAGUCCCUCUUAUCGAAGUCAAGGGGUACGUGAGAUCUGUAUAUCUUGGUCAUUAUUCUAUUUUUUGUAGUCGCAUGAUUAGUUACUUUAUAAUGUCUUGGGCAACAUCAAUUUAAAAUCAUUUGCUCUGUUCUUUUUGGAGUUUCA